AUGUCCAGUAGCCGAACUAAUUUGGAGAAGAAAAGACUCAAUGGCCACUAUUUCAAGAAACAUUCCAAAAUUCAGGUAAAGAAUAUUAAGCCUAAUAAAGUUUGCCACCUCUUUGUUAUCAACACAAUUUUAAUUCCAUGGCAAAACCUAAAGAAGCCCCUUUCCCUUGAUAUGAAGAAUGUUGUGAUCAUUAAACCUUCCAAGCCUACUCCAUCUAAUAUUCUUCCUCUAUCCACCAUUGACAGUGAUCCUGUUCUCAACAUUCUUUGUCAAACUAUUUAUGUUUACCAAGCAAAUAUUGAUUCCUCUAAGGGCCAAGUAGAUCCUGCAUGUGUGAUAAAAGAAGCCAUUUCAAAGGCUUUGGUUUACUAUUAUCCUCUUGCUGGGAAGAUAAUAACAUUUGAUGAUGGAAAACUUGGAAUCAAUUGCAAUGCUGAUGGAGUUCCAUUCUUGGAGGCAAAUGCUAAUUGUGAACUCUCUUCUCUUCACUAUCUUGAAGGGAUUGAUGUUCCAACAGCACACAAAUUGGUGUUUGAUAACCCUUCUCAUGAUGAAACUAGUCACCAUCCCUUGGUUUUGAAGGUGACUAAGUUUCUUUGUGGGGGUUUCACUAUUGGAAUGGGCUUGUCACAUGUUGUUUGUGAUGGGUUUGGUGCCUCUCAAAUUUUUAGAGCCUUGGUUGAACUUGCAAGUGGAAAAAGUGAGCCCUCAGUGAAACCUGUGUGGGAAAGGGAGAGACUAAUGGGGACACUUCUUAAGGAACCACUCCAAUUUCCCGUAGAUGAGACUUCAAUGGCAAUUUCACCAUUUUGGCCAACUAAGGAGAUUUCACAUGAAUGCUUUAGCAUAAAUGGUAAGAGCAUACAAAGACUCAAAAUGAAACUGAUGAAGGAGAGUGACAAUGUGAAGGAAAGCUUCACAACUCUUGAAACACUUGGUGCCUAUGUUUGGAGGUCAAAGGCUAAAGCUUUGGAAUUGAACACUGAUGGAAAAACUUUGUUGAGUUUAGCAGUAGGGGUGAGACAUCUAUUGGAUCCACCUUUGCCUGAAGGGUAUUAUGGUAAUGCUUUUGUUGGUGCAAAUAUGGUGCUAACAAUGAAAGAACUUAAUGAAAGGCCACUCUCAGAGGUAGUGAAGCUCAUCAAGGAGAGCAAAAAGCUUUCUUUUAACAAUGAAUACAUAAAGAACUCAAUCAACAUGUUGGAGACAAUGAGAAAAACGAACAUUAAGAUUGAAGGAACAGGUGUGUCUAUGGUAUUAACUGAUUGGAGGCAACUUGGUUUGUUGGAAGAAGUGGAUUUUGGAUGGAAGGCUUCAGUGAAUAUAGUUCCAGUGCCAUGGAACAUGUUUGGCUAUGUGGACUUGUGUCUUUUCUUGCCUCCUAGUAACUUGGAUCCCUCAAUGAAGGGAGGAGUUAGGGUCUUUGUAUCCCUCCCUAAAGCUUCUAUGCCUAAGUUCAGGGAGGAGAUGGAGGCCCUUAGGCUUAUGAGAUUUGAUGAAGGUAGCACCUAA
Abrus precatorius (Indian licorice) is the source of this 1512-nucleotide messenger RNA. RefSeq names its product spermidine coumaroyl-CoA acyltransferase-like. The record is from RefSeq and is a predicted model, not a curated record. The coding region runs from base 1 to 1512 and encodes 503 amino acids. The transcript is spliced from 2 exons. NCBI's taxonomy places the organism in Eukaryota, Viridiplantae, Streptophyta, Magnoliopsida, Fabales, Fabaceae.